Messenger RNA from Purpureocillium takamizusanense, 2067 nucleotides. RefSeq lists its product as uncharacterized. NCBI's taxonomy places the organism in Eukaryota, Fungi, Ascomycota, Sordariomycetes, Hypocreales, Ophiocordycipitaceae. The coding region runs from base 303 to 1334 and encodes 343 amino acids. The transcript has 2 exons. The record is from RefSeq and is a predicted model, not a curated record.
GGCGAAUCCAGGUCCCUUGGCACUCAUCACUAGCUCUCGGCCCCUGGAAACUUCACGACAAAACUUCGCCCGGGCAACGUUCCCCGGUGCAAGGAAUACUUAGCCCUUUGCCAACCUCUCUCCCAACCUCGCCUUGCCUUUCCGCUUCAACGGCCCUCGCAAUGCGUUGACAAGUGCCUCGCGUGCCCAUGCCAACAAUACUGUUCAUUCGACGUGCAGCUUAGCCGUCGGGGAUGCUCAUGACACGACGACACAUUGACACGGGUGACGACAACAACAAAAAGGGUAGCUAGCCGCCUGCCAUGCCUCCUACGCCCAUCCACGUCAGAGGCAAGCGGAAAGCACUCUCCGACAAGGCGCCGAAAGGCUUGCCUGGCCCGCCGCCAAAGAUGCGCAAGUCGCUUGGCAUCGUCCUGGCCAGCCGUGCGACUCGUGCCGGCGCAACACUCGAGUCGCUCCCGUAUGAGAUUCUGGAAAGCAUCCUGCUCUACAGCACCAAUCUCUCGCUACCUCGCGCAAGUCCCAUCGUUGGCAUGAAGCUUUCGAGCCGUGCGACACUGCUGCGGCUUUUCAUAUGGGCUUUCCACGAGACAUGGGAGCAGUCAUUUGGCAUACCUGCCAGGCAGCGCCUCUUUCACGUCGGUCAAAUGGACGGAGAGAAGCGGCCGCCCUUUCAAGGCGAUCAUACGCUCCAGAGUGCCCUGCUCGAGCAGCCGUGGGCCAAGAUCGACUUCAUCCUCCAAGCACAGCAAGCCUGGGCAGAUCGCUAUGCGCGUCAUCGGUGGUAUCAGCACAGCCUACCUCGGCAAGAAAGCUUCAAUCCCAUAGACCACGACCACGAAGGAGGCUUCGCCCACUUCAACGCCCGAGAGUGCUUCGAGGUCGAUUACCAGCAAGCGCGGCAAUGGCCCGCCUUCUUCGCCACGUCGCUGCAGUGGCGAGGCCAGGACGUCCAUCCCUGGACACGGAUGCCCAUGGACCUUGUUUCGGGUCCGUGGGACGACGAGCAGCUGCGACGCCUCUUCUGGCUCAGCCGCGGCGGGCUCAAGAUCGGCGACCAAGACCAACAGCGUAUGCCCCCCUGGGAGGUCAAGCUGCAGUGUCUCGACAACGCCGCCUUGUCCGCGCCCGUCCCGAACAGCCUGGUCAUCAACUGCCUGAUGCAGGACUGGAUCUUCACCGAUUUGCCGGACGACGUCGUCAGGAAACAGCGCGUUAGUCUUGACAGGCGAAUUGAUUGGGGGGCAGACUCGCCAGAAAACAAGCAGACUUUGCGGCAGAUUAGGAUCGCGCUGGUCUCCUUGUCAGAGCAUGAAUACACGAUGCCUCGUUGAUCAUCUUAAGGAGACGAGCGUGUCCCUUUUGAGACGAGGCAUGAAAGCAGCCGGGCGUCACUUCCGAGUCGUUAAAAGAUGCAGCAGUCGAAUGGCGGCACCUGGCAGUCACAGCACCGGGAAAGGGAGCCCGAUUUCUCAGCAGAGAUCCCCGAGUUGCCUUCCAGUGGGCAGUGAUGCCCUCGGAAACGCGGCUUGCCUGCCUGCCAUCUGGACACUUGCUUCGGCAUGUUUCUCAGGAAAGCGAACCCCCAUCAAGAAGCAUGCAGAGAGGGGGGCCGCCUGCGCCGAGCUGACAACAACAAAUUGGAAAUGCCCUACAUCGCAUUCAAGCGCGUGCGUUGUGCAUCUUCGAGUGUCGUGCGGCGGCUCCGCUCCCUGUUCGUCAGCAUCCAUCGCCCCCGGCGCGAACCGUGAUGCCGGCGUGACUAAUAACUCGCGAACAAGCAAAAGCGACGGCUCACCACCACCACCACCACCACCACCUACGCAAGCAUCCUCCGGCGAGUCUGGAACUGGAAAGCUGCGCCCACGUCCCACAGCCUCCCACCCGCUCGACUGACUACUGGACGCAGCGCAGGCGGAAUAUCCCCCUCCCCCUACCAUAUGUUGUAUUGGUUGGCUGGACUCCGACGUCGUUUGGUGGCCGGAGAGAACGGACAAGAGGGCGAAGCCAGGCAUAGCAGCCAGGCCAAGAAGAGAGACUACAGUGCCAUAGCUCGUACACAACAAG